AGAGCCGCCCCCUGACAUGCGGGCCGGAAGAGAGCCGCCCCCUGACAUGCGGGCCGGAAGAGAGCCGCCCCCUGACAUGCGGGCCGGAAGAGAGCCAGAUCCAUAUGUGUGGGGAGGUAGGAUGCCUUCUGCCAACGUAAACUACCCAAAAGGAGGGUAUGGUGCAGAUCCAAGAGACAGAUUUCCCAAUACUGCUAGUGAGGCUGGAUUUUAUCAGCGAUUUUCAGUGAGAAAAGAUGGGUCAUCCCCCUUCCCACAACAGAGAGAAAGAGAGUUUUCCUCCCAAAGAAAUUGGACAGAUAGAAAAAGGCCUUCUCCUGUCUCAGAUGAAGAGUUAUCAGGAGUGAAGAUAAGUAGACAAGAGGGUCAUACCACCUUUGGUGAACAAAGAUGCCCUUUAUCACCUCAAGUUCUUUCCAAAGGAUGUGAUGCACAUGGUGACUCUACAAAUUUCAUUUCUCCAAGCUCUUCCUUUUGUGAACAGUCACCAUUGCAAGAAGAGCAGUCAAGAACCAGGAGACAGAAGCAGCCCACCGAUUUUCUGUCUUUAAGUUCCCCAUCUCGUGGUCAGCCACAAGUGCAAGAACAAUCUGUGGAAGAAUUUUCCUUGGCACAGCUGCGAAAGGAUCUUCUGCGUGUGAUUUCUUGUUUCCCUGAAGGCAUUCCUAUAACCAAAUUGCGUAAGAAGUAUCAAGAGCUGUUGGGUCGUAAAUUGAAACUCAAGGAUUAUAGAUUGAAGUCUGUGAAUGAAUUGUUUACAGUGAUCGAAGAUGAUGUUGAUGUGGAUUGCCAUGGAGACGAUGGAGAUGAUGUCUUUCUAAAAUGUAAACGUAAGCCAGAUGAGCGUUCUUGUGCUUCAGCUGAUGGGUUACCAGGCUCUGGGCAUUGCCAUGCUUCAGCAGCAGAUUGGUCCAAAACACAGACUGAACUUGUAAAAGAUUUUAAAAUGGAAGAUGUUCGUCAGACUGUAUUAGACCUGUUUUUUUUGCACCCUGAUGGAUUUCCUGUCAAGCAGCUAGCUUCAAUCUUCAGUCAGCGAUAUAGAAGAAAUUUGACUGUGUCACAUUAUGGCUUUAAGUCAGUGCAGAAUUUUGUGGAAUCCAUGUGUGAUGUCAUUUGUAUUGAAAAUGGCAUCAUGAGGCCCAUUAGUCGUCAGUCUGGAGUUAGAGAAGAUGCACCUCAGGGUCGGAUUAUUAGUCUGCCAUCUCCUGCACAUCAACAAAUGGGAACAAAAGGGAAUUCAGAAGUUCCUUCAGUGCAGUUUGGGAGUCCGAACCAGCUAAACAGCAAUGCUUGGGGAGUAUCAGGAAAUGUCACGCCUGUGCAUCCAAAUCCAAGAGGCCCUGUUGCUCCAUCCUUUAUAAGUUUUGAUACACCAUCAUCUGCAAAUCUUUCUAAGGACUUUCCAGAACUUGGUACUAAGUUAACCAAGUGGGAAGAGAUGAGGCUUAAGGAACAGAUGGCCUUAGAAAGGCACUCCUCUAGUUUAAAAAAUGAUUACUAUGCCCAGAUUAGAGAAGUGCAUUCUUCAAACAUGCAAGAACUUGACACUUUGAAUAGGAAUGAUUCAUCAGCUGUCAAUCAGAAGCUUAGUGUUACCAAAGUUAAUCAGCUGGCAGAAGACUUCAUUCGUGCAAUUUCAGCUGAGCAUGAAUUGGUUACUGUGGAAAAGGUUUGUCUUAGUGAAAAAAAAAUUGGGACAGUGAUUUUGAUAAGUGUAUUUUUAUCAUUUUUUCUUGGUAUUGUGUAUUAUGAAUUGAAAUGUCAGUUUGGGUAG
Messenger RNA from Protopterus annectens (West African lungfish), 1777 nucleotides. RefSeq lists its product as uncharacterized. The record is from RefSeq and is a predicted model, not a curated record. The coding region runs from base 17 to 1777 and encodes 586 amino acids. The transcript is spliced from 6 exons. Lineage: Eukaryota; Metazoa; Chordata; Ceratodontiformes; Protopteridae.